CCUUGAACAGACACAAAAUUGUAUAAGGAGAAGGCAUCAAAGAGAAACUUUACUGCAAGUUCUCCUUGAUUUAUUUUCUUCUUUUUUUCUCAGAUUUUCUUUCGUAAAAUAUGACGAGAAUGCGUUCGAGAGUUCUUGUGCUGGUGUUGGUGGCAGUUCUCGUUGGGGUUUGUAAGGGAGGCGAGUUGAGGAAGAACUUCUAUCGAAAGACCUGUCCCGAUGCCGAGUUCAUAGUAAAGAAUGUCACUUGGAAACACGUCUCCAACAAUGCAAACAUCGCUGCAAAGCUCCUCCGCAUGCACUUCCAUGACUGCUUCGUCAGGGGGUGCGACGGCUCAAUCCUGAUAAACUCAACCGCUAGCAAUACUGCCGAGAAAGACGCUGGUCCGAACCUGAGCCUGGCAGGAUAUGACGUCAUCGAGGACAUAAAAGCAACCCUUGAAAGUACUUGUCCCGGGAUUGUAUCUUGUGCAGAUAUCCUGACUCUGGCUGCUCGAGAUUCAGUCUCCUUCCAAUUUAAGAAAUCAAUGUGGGAAGUUCUGACUGGCCGAAGAGAUGGGACGGUGUCUAGAGCUUCUGAAACACGCGGCAACCUUCCUCCACCAUCCUCCAACUUCACCGCUCUCAAGAGCAGCUUCAAGAACAAAAAACUCACUGUUCACGAUCUCGUGGUCUUAUCAGGAGGGCACACGAUUGGACUUUCUCAUUGCAACUCGUUCAGCACCCGCCUCUACAACUUCACUGGGAAGGGCGACCAGGACCCAACUAUCGAUGCUGAGUACGCCAAAACCUUAAAAAAUAUCUGCAGUCCCACUGACACCACCACAACCCUCGACAUGGACCCGGGCAGUGGCACCGACUUUGACAGCGACUUCUACACUGGGCUCCUGAAAAACAAGGGCUUGUUCACCUCGGAUGCCGCCCUCCUUACCAACAAGGGCGCCCGUAAUAUCGUGAAUGAGUUGACCAGCCAGGCCAAGUUCUUCACUGAGUUUGGGCAGUCGAUGAAGCGGAUGGGGGCGAUCGAGGUUCUCACGGGGAGCGCCGGGGAGAUUAGGAAGGUCUGUGGCAAGAUCAAUUAAUAAUUUGUUCUACAAGAAUUUUAUAAUGUCAAUUGUUUUCUUCAUGGGACUUAUUGUUGAUUGUUAGAGAGAAUAAGAGUAGGAGGCUGUACUAUGUCUCUCUUAGGGUGUGUUUAUUUCAAAUAAGUAUCUAGGUCUUCGUAUUAGGUGCUUAUGAGUUUGUUUAGACCUAAGGUGCUUAGGUCUUCACCUUAUUCUUUGUUGAGAGUUCUAAUUUCUCCUUGUAAUGGUACCAUUUUUCAGCUCAAUGUCAUAUAUGUAUGUGUUUGUAUU
Punica granatum (pomegranate) is the source of this 1355-nucleotide messenger RNA. The record is from RefSeq and is a predicted model, not a curated record. Lineage: Eukaryota; Viridiplantae; Streptophyta; Magnoliopsida; Myrtales; Lythraceae.